Molecule: messenger RNA, 2326 nt
Organism: Exophiala xenobiotica
Lineage: Eukaryota; Fungi; Ascomycota; Eurotiomycetes; Chaetothyriales; Herpotrichiellaceae
Product: malate synthase, glyoxysomal
Exons: 6
Coding region: 467-2095 (542 amino acids)
Biological process (GO): glyoxylate cycle
Cellular component (GO): peroxisomal matrix; cytoplasm
Molecular function (GO): malate synthase activity
Source: RefSeq, a predicted model, not a curated record
UGCCAGCCGCGACAACUUUUGCACAUCAACAAAGAAAGCUGCAGUGUCGAUGCUGCUUCAAUUCGAGAAGCGAAGGGCGAUUAUUUGAGAUAAGAGUGACGCAAGUAGAUGCAGGCCGGAGAAAUGGGAAGAUGUUCAGAGACUCCUCCGUGUCGGUCGAUCGCCAACCACUACGAUUUACUCCACAAGCGAUUGAAGCUGUUGGCGUCUGUGCCAUCCACUUCCCCGGCUUCUGGCUGUUUGUUGCUCGAUGAUUGGGUCUGUCACGUCUGUGUCCCUCCAACCUGAGAAGUGCGCCGGCCUUGGGGCCGCGGUUGAGCUCACAUGUGUUUGUCUGCGCUGACGUAUUUCACUAUAUUAUAUCAGACCUCCUCUUUCCCGGCCCCUCCAUCACCAUCUCAAGCCUUUGCAUCUCUCUCUCUUCCCCUCCGGCUUUCUUUCAAAUCUUACUGCCGUCAUAUUCAUCAUGGCUACUAUUGAGCAGAUUAACGAGGGCGUCGCCAUCAAUGGCCCCAUCAAGGAUUCUCACCGGAAGAUCCUCACCCCCGAAGCUACCGCCUUCCUCGCUCUGUUGCAUCGCACAUUCAAUUCGACGAGAAAAGAGCUGCUCAAGAGACGGGAAAUUAGACAACAAGAACUCGACCGUGGUGUGCUACCAGACUUUCUACCGGAAACAAAGCAUAUUAGGGAUUCAGACAGUUGGAAGGGCGCUCCUCCAGCUCCCGGACUCGUGGAUCGACGUCUCGAGAUCACAGGUCCUACCGAUCGCAAGAUGGUGGUUAACGCGUUGAAUUCGCAAGUGUGGACAUAUAUGGCCGACUUUGAGGACGCGCAAGCACCUACAUGGGACAAUCAAGUGUCCGGCCAGGUCAACCUGUACGACGCCAUCAGGAAGCAGAUUGACUUCAAGGCAGGAGAGAAAGAGUAUAAGCUGCGCACGGACAGAGUAUUGCCUACGCUCAUUGCCAGACCACGAGGCUGGCAUCUCGAAGAGAAGCAUUUCACUGUCGAUGGCGAACCCAUUUCUGGUUCGUUGUUUGACUUUGGUCUGUAUUUUUUCUCGAACGCCUACGAACUCGUCAAGCGAGGCACAGGCCCUUACUUCUACCUGCCCAAGAUGGAAUCGCAUCUUGAAGCGAGACUCUGGAACGACGUCUUUAACCUUUCCCAAGACUACAUUGGCAUGCCUCGAGGCACCAUCCGAGGCACCGUUUUGAUCGAGACCAUCUUGGCUGCUUUUGAGAUGGACGAGAUCAUUUACGAGCUCCGCGAUCACUCUGCCGGCCUGAACUGCGGAAGGUGGGACUAUUUGUUCUCAUGGGUCAAGAAACUUCGCCAACACCCGCAGUUUGUGCUCCCCAACCGAGACGAUGUCACCAUGACUGUUCCUUUCAUGGACGCAUAUGUUCGACUCUUGAUCAAGACUUGCCAUCGUCGUGGCGUGCAUGCCAUGGGUGGUAUGGCUGCUCAGAUCCCUAUCAAGGACAACAAGGAAGCCAAUGACAAGGCAAUGGAUAAGGUCCGACAGGACAAGCUCCGUGAAGUCCUGGCUGGUCACGACGGCACAUGGGUUGCUCAUCCCGCUCUUGCAGCGAUUGCAGCCGAAGUCUUUAACAAGCACAUGCCAGCCCCUAACCAGAUGUACAAACGUCGUGAGGAUGUCCACGUCACCAGGAACGAUUUGCUGAACACCAAUGUUCCGGGCUCCGUGACCGAAGACGGCAUCAGGAAGAAUCUCAAUAUCGGUCUGGGUUACAUGGAAGGCUGGCUCCGAGGCGUUGGCUGUGUGCCCAUCAACUAUCUCAUGGAAGAUGCCGCCACUGCUGAAGUCUCACGGUCACAGCUCUGGCAAUGGGUGAAGCACGGUGUCAAGACGGCAGAGGGCAAGACGGUUGAUAAGGCCUAUGCUCUCAAGUUGUUGAAAGAACAGGCCGAUGAGUUGGCCUCCAAGGCACCCAAGGGCAACAAGUACCAACUUGCUGCCAGGUAUUUUGAGGGUCAAGUGACGGGUGAAGAUUAUGCAGACUUCUUGACAAGUCUGCUGUACAAUGAGAUCACCACUGUGGGAUCAUCGCAGCCGGUAGCAAAGUUGUAAAACUCUGAUCGAGAGGAGGUGAAAUGAAAUCGAAAAGGAAAGAGAUACUAAUCUAGUAUGAAUACAUGAUGUGAAAAUUGUACAGUGCGUCUAAGAGCGCCGGACUGGAUAUGGUGUACUCAUGCCGUGUAUGCUUUUGAGUAGUAUGCAAUAGCCACAAUCAAAUCCAGCGAGCAAUACUCCGUAGUUGACGCCUGUCAACGCAUCCACCUCGCCGUGUACUAGAAUCCC